Molecule: messenger RNA, 1326 nt
Organism: Acaulospora morrowiae
Lineage: Eukaryota; Fungi; Glomeromycota; Glomeromycetes; Diversisporales; Acaulosporaceae
Source: the annotation of a GenBank genome assembly
AUGUCUGGUCGAGAGAAAGGUCAACUGGAAAUCAUCUAUAAAGACGACGCUGAAACCACCGGGGAAAAGAAACCCCAGGAUACGUGUUGUUCAUGGAUAAUAAAUCUCUUAAUAAAGAUUCGGGACAUAGGAGGGGUAUCUUUGUUAUUGGUCUUUGUGCUUCUCACCAUUAUCAUGGCACAAUAUAAGAUCAAUCAAUGGGUCAUGUUUCUUGUCAGUUUCAUUGCGAUCAUACCAUUGUCCAACAUUUUGACCAUAGGACUUAACGAUCUGACGGCUAGACUUGGACCCGCUUAUUUAUCGAUUCUCCAUGCUUUCUCGGGAAAUUUUGUGGAGCUCGUAAUUGAAGUUUAUGCCUUGCUCGACGGUCGAUACGCGAUCGUGCGUUCUGCUAUACUGGGCGCCAUUUUAUGUAACAUCACACUGGUCCUAGGUAUGGCGUUUCUGGCAGGAUCUUGGCCAACGCAAGGACGAGUUCGUUCGAGAACAUUGCAUUUACAAGAUUCUUCGUUUCAAGCAAAAUUAUUUGUCAACACAAGCGCUUCCAUACUGGCCCUCGGGGUACUCGGGUUGGUAAUUCCCGCGGCAUUCAAAAUUGCUGCGAUACCGCAAACCUCCCUUACAUUAGAUAGUAUUGAAUGCGACUUGCAAACCAUCAGUCACGCAACUGCAAUAAUUUUGCUCUUGGUCUAUUGCGGUCUAUUGGUUUUUCAAUUGAAGACUCAUGUCCAAGAGGUAAUCGAUGCAAAAGAAUAUGAAUUCACCGAUCCUAAAUACAACUUGUUUCUCGACAUUUUUUUGGUUGCAGCCUCUAUCGCUGGUAUUAUCAUAUGCGCUAGAUACCUUGUGACCACUAUUGAACACCUGGCCGAAGAAUUUGAGCUUGGUACUGGAUUUGUUGGCGUAGUGUUGUUCCCACUGUGUGUCGUGUCUAAUUUUAUCGAACAUUAUCAGGCAAUUAAGGAUGCUUUCAGGGAUAAAGUCGAUACGGCAGUCGGUUUAAUCCUAAACACUUCUGUGCAAAUGACUUUAUUGGUAACACCUAUCCUGGUAAUCAUUGGUUGGAUCAUAGGGAAACCAUUAACAUUGGAUUUUAACGUCUUGGAAAUAGCCGUGUUGGCGUGCGCUGUACUAAUUGUAAAUUAUCUGGUCGCGGACAAUCAAGCAACUUGGUUAGAAGGCUACAUGCUAGUUAUUUCCUAUGUUCUUAUAGCGGUGGCCUUCUUCUACUUCCCCAAUACAAUCGAAAGCAAUAACAACGUUUAUUGUAAUCCUUUUAGUAGAAACAUGCGAUCGAAAAAUGCUUCUACGACCGUGGCUGCUUAG